Giardia duodenalis is the source of this 1446-nucleotide messenger RNA. RefSeq lists its product as uncharacterized. Lineage: Eukaryota; Fornicata; Diplomonadida; Hexamitidae. Bases 1 to 1446 code for a protein of 481 amino acids. The record is from RefSeq and is a predicted model, not a curated record. The transcript has a single exon.
AUGAUUGAGAGGGUGAAGUGUUCAGUAAGCUUAGAUGCGCUUCGGAAUACUCGCGUCUGCGCCCAGGAGCAUGCUUUACUUGUGACUGCACUGAAGGACGAGUUGAGUAUGGAGCUUAGAACCUACAAGAUUGCAAUGCGAACUGUGUUUGUGGCCCGGAUGCGCCGGCCAUUAUCUAUUCGUACGACAGAGUCAAGGUGGUGGCAUGCUUAUUGUACCGCUACUUCAUCCAGUAUGUUGCUGGUUACAUCUAUACCCAUUUCUCUUGAUGGCAACAGUCCGCAUGCAGAGAGGGGCAUCUUCUUCUAUCGUGUCUCUGCAAAAGACUUGUCCUUGACUUCUCUCUUUCCCGUCACGUCCAAUCUUCCGAUACAACAAGUUAGUGACGUUGCCUGUUGGCAAGGAGAUUCUGGCAGUCUGCAGGACAGCACGAUACUUCUUCUGGGUAGUGAAGAGCUGUCUGGCAGCACCGCAUGUGUCAUAAUCGAAAACAAAAGGGCCCAUAUGCUAGGAAGCGCAACUCAAAUGAAGAUACUAUGCCAGUCAAAACACAUUGCACUCUUGUCUGUACAGACUACUGUAACACAGAACUCAGCUAACCUGCUUCCCAGUGGCUUAUAUCUUUUGCGCUAUCCGCAUUAUGAGUUGAUACGUAUCACCCCGGAUGGCCAUAUGAAUCAAAACACACUGGUGUUACAAGGACUCCUGCUUCACCAAGGGUUUCUUGUACUCCUAGGACGACACCAUGGACAUCUAGCAUUGACCAUACACUACCUACUUACUGACACAGCCCCGAAGCUCAUCAUGUGUGCAGAGGCAAGGCUUACAUUCUCUCUGCAACCUCCACAGAUUCUUAUGUUUGACACUUACCAUAGUAUUUUCAUCAUAGAUGGCAGUUCGGAAGGCUACCUUACCAAAGAAGCUCGUCGAGUGGAUUUACUGUCUGUGCUUGUUUGUGCAACGGAUGAGGCGACCGCCACACAGCUUAGGUACGUCAGAGCUGCUCUUUCACUACUAACAAAGGCUGUUACAGAAGGGCUCCACGAGGCCCAGAUCGACCGGGCUGCAUCUGUUGCGGUAGCCAAUCGACUAAUGAGCCACACAAAUAACACCGUCGACAACUUCAAUUCAGCGCUGGCCAGAGCCCAAAAGCUAGAGGAGGCAGAUGUCAAGCAGCGACAGCGCAUACUGGAGUUGGAAGAGGAGCGGAAAGGAGAUGACGCUCUACUUGCAGAGUUCGCCCAGAAGAACCAGGAGCUAGAGCAGUGCACCGCGGACCAGCUGAACAUGAUGCGUGCAUACCAAGACACGAUUAGCAAGCUACGAAGCCUUCAAGACGCCAAGAAAGAACAGCUCAUUCAUCAGAUGCAGAAUGUAAUGGGUCAUGCUUCUUCUCUGACACGCGAGCUACAAUCCUUAAUAGAAGAGGUUGACAAGUGGUCAUGA